Scheffersomyces amazonensis is the source of this 1331-nucleotide messenger RNA. RefSeq lists its product as uncharacterized. The record is from RefSeq and is a predicted model, not a curated record. NCBI's taxonomy places the organism in Eukaryota, Fungi, Ascomycota, Pichiomycetes, Serinales, Debaryomycetaceae. The coding region runs from base 156 to 1331 and encodes 391 amino acids. The transcript has a single exon. Gene Ontology annotation, molecular function: protein binding.
CUUUCUUAGAAUAAUUUUGUGGCAUUUUGAAAGUUGCAAAAAAAGUGCAACUCCAGUGCUAACAUCUUAAAUGUAUCUUUCUGAUACUUGAUUAAAAAUUAGAGUAGAUCAUAUAGAUUAAUAGAUAAAAGAUGAUUAGUUCAAUUUAAGAGCAAAUGCUAACUUGUUGGACAAAACUUUCAUUACAGAAUUCAUCUGCAAAAUCACCAAAACUCCCCAUAGGUUUCGAAUCCCUACCUGAUGAGAUAUUGAUUGAAAUAAUAUAUUGCUUGAACCAGCUUGAUGUAUUACAGUUAUGCCUAGUGAAUAGAAAGAUUUAUAAGUUAUGUAGAGUCCGAUUGUAUAGGCGAGUUUUAGUCAAUAGUAUUGGUCGCAAAAUCAUAAUACAUCGUAAAUUGAAUACAUUUGGAUAUACACAUUUCACGGUUGUUAAUAAUUUAGAAACCAAACACAAAAAAAUUCAUCAUAUCAUAGUACCAAACCUAUCACCAAAUAAAUACAGAAGCAGCCAAAAUUAUUUCUUACCAGCAAAGAAUUACAAGGAGCCCUUAAAGCCGAAGGAUCAAAUUCAUGAAAAAUCAUAUCAAAUGCUACAAGUGGAUUUGUCAAGUUAUACAAAAUCUGAAAAACACUCAAAGCAAUUUAUCCAUUUCAAGAAAGUAGAAUUAAUUGAUAUUUGCAGCCCACUUAGCAAGUUAAAACAAUUAAACGGGUUAUUUAGUGCAACCAAAUGUUUGUCCUUAGAACCUAUGCAGAUUCAAACACGCUACCUUAAUUCAGUUCUUUCUCUAUUUUGUUUACAAAAUAUCAAAGAACUUGAAAUAACAUUGGCUCGUGGGUAUUAUAGUUCAUUUGCACUCUGGAAAUUAAUGGAAGCAAUGCCAAAUAUAAGAGUUGUAGUAAUUCAAAAUGAUGGUAGUCAUUUUUUGGCAGCAAUGGUUGCUCAUGCGUUUAGAAAUUUACCUCACCACCUGGUUCGCAAGUUUUCCUUAGAUAUCCUGGAUAAUAUUCCUUUGAGUCAAUGCAGGGGAAACAUUAGUUUUGUUAAGACAUUGUUGGACCAUUGGGGUUCGAAUCUUGAACUUGUCAGGGUUAACAAAGUGAGUGCUGCGGAGAGGACAACUCUAUUGACAGUUGACCUUUUUUAUGAUCAAAUUGAUGAUCUCGAUGAAGAGAUGCGGCAAGAGAUAGAGAGCUUAGUGCAGUGGGUAAAGUCAAAUAUUACCAAAUAUCCCAAACUUAGGUAUUUUGUAUUUUAUACAUAUCAGUUUGUGAUAGAUAGGGUUGGAGGAAAAUGUCAGUGGAUUCAAUUAACUGGGAAUCAGCAAUGA